This is a messenger RNA of Brassica napus (rape), 1106 nucleotides long. Its product is annotated as ESCRT-I complex subunit tsg101. The record is from RefSeq and is a predicted model, not a curated record. Bases 1 to 873 code for a protein of 290 amino acids. Lineage: Eukaryota; Viridiplantae; Streptophyta; Magnoliopsida; Brassicales; Brassicaceae. The transcript is spliced from 3 exons.
AUGACUCUAACUCUAACCAUGGCGGAUUCUCUGAUCAACACCUCCCAAGAAACUGAUUACACCUACGAUCAUCCCCCCGAGGAAGAUAACACUCCCAUCGACCUAUCUCUCCUCCGUAUCAACAGCUUCAACAACUCCUCAGAUCGCCGCCGCGCGAACUCCUCUCCUCCGCAGUUCCCAUCUCACGGAUCUUUCUCCUCUUCCUCCGCCGCCGCCACAAGCCCCGUGAAACGCCCAUCCCCAGAGCCGACGAAAGAAGCCGACGAGCCGAGGCGCAAGAAGCUGUUUCCUUCCCCGCCGGAGACUAAGGAAGACGAGGAGAUGUCUAACCGCCUGGGCUACAAGAAGGUCCCGCUUCCGGCGGAUUGCAAUCCGGCGCGAAUCCGUUCGUCUCCUGUCUACAAGCGAUCUCUCUCCGAUACAUUUGGAUCGCGAGUCGCUCAAGAAACAGCACCAUCGGGGAACAUGGUCUCUUCUCUGCCGCCGCGGCCACGGAGACCGGUGUUUGGGAGGUCCGUCUCCGAUCUGUCGCCGGCACCUUCGAUGUCGCUUCUUGGAUCUUCUUCUCGUGAAGCUAAUCAUGCGAGUCAAGAAACAGCUGAAGCCAAUAAGAUGCUGUAUGUGAUCAAGGAUGGAGUUCGUGAGUUGGAUCAGUGGUGUAACAAGCUCUUACACUACAGUGAAGCAGUGAAACAAGAUGAUAGUCCUAAGGAAGAAGUUGAGUUGCAAGAGGAUGAGCAAGAGAAAGAGUGUAAAGAAGGGGUGAAGGUGGACAGAGUAGGUGAGGCGUUUGUGGUUGAGAUCAACUGUCCAUGUGGAAGAAACUACCGAACUCUCUUCUCUGGCCGUGACUGCUACUACAAGCUCUUGUAGAUAUUCGUUUUGAUCAUCAAUCAUGGCCAUAAGUGGAAGGAUCUCUCAUGCUUCUUGUAGAUAAGGCAUACAUACGCACACAUUGUUGUUUCGUGCUUGCAGAUACUAGCUAGCUAUACACAUUGUUUACAUACGCAUUGUUUCGUUCUUUGUAUAAGAUGUCUCUUCUAGAUAGUAGUAGCUAUACAACAUUGUUCCAUUGUCAUACUAUGCUUAACAAUGUUUGUAAAGAC